CCACCAUACCAUAAUGAUAGUCAUUUGUAUAGAAUCGACCGACAAUGGAUAUGUGAGAUAUCUUCUACGUCCUUUGUUUUGUAUCUAGUGUGUAUAUACUACACAAUCCAAGUCUCGGCGACGAUCACGAUGUCAACUGUAUACAGCAUACGGAUAUCCUUGUUUAUUUAAAAUUCUUCAUAGAGAAACAAGACGGGAAUACAAGUAUCAACAUGGCGGACCUGCUUGAUGAAGACAAAUUAGAAGAAAUCAAAGAGGCGUUUGGUAUGUUCGACAUUGAUGACAACGGCACAAUUCCAUUAAAAGAGCUGGGCACGUUAUUACGAGCUUUAGGAGAACAGCCGACGGAGGCCGAGCUAGAUGAUAUGAUGUUACAGAUCAACGCUAUAUCAACUGCUGUCCCUCCUCCUGAUCCAAAACCAGCACCAGCGGAAGGUGAAGAAGCUGCCCCGCCCACUGAGGCUCCGGAAGGGGAGCAACAACAUGUCUUACCUCCAAAAUCAGCGGUGAAAAAAAGUGAAGUAACAGGUACGCUAGACUUGAAGUCGUUGCUUCUUGUAUGUGGAAAGAGGCUGAGUAAGGAACGCGAUAAAGAGGCGGAGUUAAGGGAUGCAUUUAAGACGAUUGACAAGAAAGAAACUGGAACAAUCAGUGCUGCCGCCCUGCGACACAUCAUGGUGACAUUCGGGGAAACGCUCGGCGAUGAGGAAGCCGACGAAUUGGUCAAUGAUGCUGAUACUGAUCAUGAUGGACUGAUCCACUGGGAAGAAUUCUGUGAGAUCCUACUGGACAUGGACAAAUGACAUGAUUCGACUGAUAAAGUGAAUAAGUGGAAGCCAGCUUUAUCCCAUAUCUUAACGUGGUCUAGAUUUAUUCCUAUUCUAAUUAAGACAUAAUUAUUACAUAUUGGUGUAAAAACAUACCAAGUUGACUACUCAGGCUCAACCAAAAGCCACACAUUACCAUGAAGAAGAGUACCGAGAUCACCAGGAGACAUUACAUAUACACGUAUUUAUCACAUGUGUUAAGGUGAUAUGGGUGAUUACUACCUUACGACACAGAAGAGUUACAUGGACACAUUUUAUUAGUGGGAUCUUAUAUGUUUCCUCGUUAGCAUCUUAUAGAUGCAUUAUAUGCAUUCCGUCCAAAAAUAUCAUAAUUUAAUAUGAAUAAAAUUAUUUUGCUUUUUGUAAAAGUCA
Pecten maximus is the source of this 1199-nucleotide messenger RNA. RefSeq names its product calmodulin-alpha-like. The coding region runs from base 213 to 803 and encodes 196 amino acids. Lineage: Eukaryota; Metazoa; Mollusca; Bivalvia; Pectinida; Pectinidae. The record is from RefSeq and is a predicted model, not a curated record. Gene Ontology annotation, cellular component: myosin II complex. The transcript is spliced from 6 exons. Gene Ontology annotation, molecular function: calcium ion binding.